Vanrija pseudolonga is the source of this 977-nucleotide messenger RNA. It is a transcript of the gene SDH2, whose product is annotated as Succinate dehydrogenase [ubiquinone] iron-sulfur subunit, mitochondrial. Gene Ontology annotation, biological process: aerobic respiration; tricarboxylic acid cycle; respiratory electron transport chain. NCBI's taxonomy places the organism in Eukaryota, Fungi, Basidiomycota, Tremellomycetes, Trichosporonales, Trichosporonaceae. The transcript has 5 exons. The coding region runs from base 65 to 907 and encodes 280 amino acids. The record is from RefSeq and is a predicted model, not a curated record. Gene Ontology annotation, cellular component: mitochondrial membrane. Gene Ontology annotation, molecular function: 2 iron, 2 sulfur cluster binding; electron transfer activity.
CAACCACUACUCACCACUCUACCUUCUUCUCCCUGGUCACUCGCCUACAACGACGACCUACAAGAUGAUGCGCUCCACCUCUGCCCUCCGCCGCGGCGUCCAGCUCGCCCAGCUCGCCCGCCCCAUCUCCACCACGGCCUCGGCUGCCUUUGCCCAGCCCGCAGAGACGUCGACCCCCGCGGCCGGCAAGGCCCCCGCCAUCAAGGAGUUCAAGAUCUACCGCUGGAACCCCGACACCCCCUCGGAGAAGCCCAAGCUCGAGUCGUUCAAGAUCGACCUCAACCAGACUGGCCCCAUGAUGCUCGACGCCUUGAUCAAGAUCAAGAACGAGGUCGACCCCACCCUUACUUUCCGUCGCUCGUGCCGUGAGGGCAUUUGCGGUUCGUGCGCCAUGAACAUUGACGGUGUCAACACCCUUGCCUGCCUGUGCCGCAUCGACAAGGACACGAGCAAGACCACCAAGGUCUACCCCCUUCCUCACAUGUUCGUCGUCAAGGACCUCGUCCCCGACCUCACCCUCUUCUACAAGCAGUACAAGUCGAUCCAGCCCUACCUCCAGAACGACAACGUUCCCGAGAAGGAGUACUACCAGUCGCAGGAGGACCGCAAGAAGCUCGACGGCAUGUACGAGUGCAUUCUCUGCGCCUGCUGCUCCACCUCGUGCCCCUCGUACUGGUGGAACCAGGACCAGUACCUCGGCCCCGCCGUCCUCAUGCAGGCCUACCGCUGGAUCGCCGACUCGCGUGACGCCUACGGUGCCGAGCGCAAGGAGCAGCUCGAGAACUCGAUGUCCGUCUUCCGUUGCCACACCAUCAUGAACUGCUCGAGGACGUGUCCUAAGGGCUUGUCGCCAGGCGCUGCCAUUGCGGCCCUCAAGCUCGAGAUGGCGACCGGAAGGAAGGCAUGAACGACCAAAAAACGAUUGUAAGCGUGUCAGACGCGGUAGUUGGUGGCACUGCAUGUAUUAUUUGCCUCAA